AUGCCUGAGUGUCGUUGUGCCUUGCAGUUCGUCGUCCUCGCCGCCCUCCUGGCCGUGGCCAACGCCGGCUACCUGGCCGCGCCCGCCGCCGUGGGCUACGCCGCCCCCGCCCUGAGCUACGCCGCCGCCCCCGUGGCCGUGCACGCCCCGGCCAUCGGCGCCUCCCACCAGAGCACCCUGCGCUCCCUGGACGGCAACUCCGCCGUCUCCCACUACUCCAAGGCCGUGGACAGCGCCUUCUCGAGCGUGCGCAAGGUUGACACCCGCAUCAGCAACGACGCCGUCGCCCUGGGCUACGCCCCCGCCUACGCCGCGUCCCCCGUCUACACGCCGCCCCGUCGGCUGAUCCUCCGUCGCCAAGCUCCCCGUCGCCGCCUACCCGCCGCCCCCGCCGUCGCUGCUACCACGCCGCCCCGUCUGCCGUCGCCGCCUCCGAUGCGCCGCCCCGUCCCUGCGCCGGUCCUACCACGCGCGCCCCCGCCUACGCCGCCCACGGCCUAUGCCGCCCCCGUCGCCAAGGCCGUCGCCCCCGCCGGUUCUCGCUCCGCCCCUUAG
Gryllus bimaculatus (two-spotted cricket) is the source of this 555-nucleotide messenger RNA. NCBI's taxonomy places the organism in Eukaryota, Metazoa, Arthropoda, Insecta, Orthoptera, Gryllidae. The record is from the annotation of a GenBank genome assembly.